Entelurus aequoreus (snake pipefish) is the source of this 5457-nucleotide messenger RNA. It is a transcript of the gene cltca, whose product is annotated as clathrin, heavy chain a (Hc). Gene Ontology annotation, cellular component: clathrin-coated endocytic vesicle; clathrin complex; spindle. The coding region runs from base 260 to 5296 and encodes 1678 amino acids. Gene Ontology annotation, biological process: clathrin coat assembly; mitotic cell cycle; receptor-mediated endocytosis. Gene Ontology annotation, molecular function: structural molecule activity; clathrin light chain binding. The transcript has 30 exons. The record is from RefSeq and is a predicted model, not a curated record. Lineage: Eukaryota; Metazoa; Chordata; Actinopteri; Syngnathiformes; Syngnathidae.
CAUUUCCGGGAUGUUUAGUGUGCUAGCUAACAUCCGCCAUUGCAGAUCGAGGGAGUCGGUGUAGCCGCGGUUAGCUCGGGGAAGCUCGCAAGUAUAGUGCCAAGUGACGAUUGUUAAAAACACCACCACACCGACAACACUCUCAUUCGGAGCGGUAGAAGUCAAGCUGAGAGGUUCCCUGGCUGUCUGGCUAGGAUCUGAGAGAGGCCGUAGUUUGUUAGCUCUCAGAAGAAACCGGAGGAGAUUGAACGGAACCGCCAUGGCUCAGAUCCUGCCUAUUCGAUUUCAGGAGCACCUGCAGCUCCAAAACCUGGGCAUCAACCCUGCCAACAUAGGCUUCAGCACCCUAACCAUGGAGUCGGAUAAAUUCAUCUGCAUCCGUGAGAAAGUUGGCGAACAGUCCCAGGUUGUGAUCAUUGACAUGGCUGAUCCCAACACACCCAUCCGCAGGCCUAUCUCAGCCGAUAGUGCCAUCAUGAACCCAGCCAGCAAGGUCAUUGCACUUAAAGCCGCCAAAACCCUUCAGAUUUUCAACAUUGAGAUGAAGAGCAAAAUGAAGGCUCAUACCAUGACUGAUGACGUUACCUUUUGGAAGUGGAUCUCCCUUAAUACAGUUGCACUUGUGACUGAUACCGCUGUCUACCAUUGGAGUAUGGAGGGAGACUCCCAGCCUGUCAAAGUCUUUGACCGACACUCCAGUCUGGCAGGCUGCCAGAUUAUCAACUACCGCACUGAUGCCAAGCAGAAGUGGCUCCUUCUAAUUGGUAUCUCAGCACAGCAAAAUCGUGUGGUGGGAGCCAUGCAGUUGUACUCAGUGGAUAGAAAGGUUUCCCAGCCGAUUGAAGGGCAUGCAGCCAGCUUUGCCCAGUUCAAGAUGGAGGGGAAUGCUGAGGAGUCCACCCUCUUCUGCUUUGCUGUCAGAGGCCAGGCUGGUGGGAAGUUGCACAUUAUUGAAGUGGGAACGCCACCAACUGGCAACCAGCCAUUCCCUAAGAAAGCAGUGGAUGUGUUCUUCCCCCCAGAAGCCCAAAAUGAUUUUCCUGUCGCUAUGCAGAUAAGCUCAAAGCAGGAUGUGGUUUUCCUCAUCACCAAAUAUGGCUAUGUUCACUUGUAUGACUUGGAAACCGGCACCUGCAUCUACAUGAACCGCAUAAGUGGAGAGACCAUCUUUGUCACUGCUCCUCACGAGGCCACCUCCGGCAUCAUCGGCGUCAACAGGAAAGGGCAGGUGCUGUCAGUGUGCGUGGAGGAAGAAAACAUCAUACCAUACAUCACUAAUGUGCUGCAAAAUCCAGAUCUAGCUCUACGCUUAGCUGUCCGCAACAACCUGGCUGGUGGUGAAGAGCUCUUUGCUCGCAAGUUUAACAACCUGUUUGCAGCGGGCAACUACUCAGAGGCUGCCAAGGUGGCUGCCAAUGCACCAAAGGGUAUCUUGCGAACACCAGACACCAUCCGUCGGUUCCAGAGCGUGCCUACUCAACCGGGCCAGACUUCCCCCUUGCUGCAGUACUUUGGGAUUUUAUUGGACCAGGGCCAGCUAAACAAGUUUGAAUCCCUGGAGCUUUGCAGGCCUGUUCUCCAGCAGGGGAGAAAGCAGCUCCUGGAGAAGUGGCUGAAGGAAGACAAGUUGGAGUGCUCAGAGGAGCUGGGAGACCUGGUAAAGGCAGUAGACCCUACUCUGGCACUUAGUGUCUACCUGAGGGCCAAUGUACCCAACAAAGUAAUACAGUGUUUUGCAGAGACUGGUCAGUUCCCCAAGAUUGUCCUUUAUGCCAAAAAGGUGGGCUACACUCCAGACUGGAUCUUUCUUCUCAGGAAUGUAAUGAGGAUUAACCCAGAACAGGGUCUACAGUUUGCCCAGAUGCUGGUGCAGGAUGAAGAGCCCUUGGCUGACAUCACACAGAUUGUGGAUGUAUUCAUGGAAUACAACCUGAUCCAGCAGUGCACUUCAUUCCUGCUGGAUGCCCUGAAGAACAACAGACCAUCAGAGGGACCUCUGCAGACCCGCCUGCUAGAGAUGAACCUUAUGCAUGCUCCCCAGGUUGCUGAUGCCAUUCUGGGCAAUCAAAUGUUUACCAACUAUGACCGUGCACACAUUGCCCAACUUUGUGAGAAGGCCGGACUGCUGCAAAGGGCAUUGGAGCACUACACUGACCUGUAUGACAUCAAGCGUGCUGUGGUGCACACUCAUCUUCUCAACCCCGAGUGGCUGGUGAACUUCUUUGGCUCGUUGUCUGUGGAAGACUCUCUGGAGUGCCUUAGGGCCAUGCUGUCAGCCAACAUCCGCCAGAACCUGCAAAUAUGUGUGCAGGUGGCCUCUAAGUACCACGAACAGCUCAGCACCCAGUCUCUCACUGAGCUCUUUGAAUCAUUCAAGAGCUUUGAAGGUCUUUUCUACUUUUUGGGCUCAAUCGUCAACUUCAGCCAGGACCCUGAAGUUCACUUCAAGUACAUCCAGGCUGCCUGCAAAACAGGCCAGAUCAAGGAAGUGGAGCGAAUCUGUCGUGAGAGCAACUGUUAUGAUCCUGAGCGUGUCAAGAACUUCCUGAAGGAAGCUAAACUGACUGACCAGCUGCCGCUCAUCAUCGUCUGUGACCGUUUUGACUUUGUCCAUGACCUCGUCCUCUACUUGUACCGCAACAACCUGCAGAAAUACAUUGAGAUCUAUGUUCAGAAGGUGAAUCCAAGUCGUCUACCUGUUGUGGUUGGUGGUCUCUUAGAUGUGGACUGCUCAGAAGAUGUCAUUAAGAGCCUCAUUCUGGUUGUUAGGGGACAGUUUUCAACAGAUGAAUUGGUGGCUGAAGUGGAAAAAAGGAACAGGCUGAAGCUGCUGUUGCCGUGGCUGGAGUCCCGCAUACAUGAAGGCUGUGAGGAACCGGCUACCCACAAUGCCCUGGCCAAGAUCUACAUUGACAGCAACAACAACCCUGAACGCUUCUUGAGGGAAAACCCGUUCUAUGACAGCCGUGUAGUCGGCAAGUACUGCGAAAAGCGAGACCCACACUUGGCCUGUGUGGCAUAUGAGAGGGGACAGUGUGACCAGGAGCUUAUCAAUGUCUGCAAUGAGAACUCGCUGUUUAAGAGCUUGUCUCGUUACCUUGUUCGUCGCAAAGAUCCUGAACUGUGGGCCAGCGUGCUGCUAGAGACCAACCCUUACAGACGACCACUCAUUGAUCAGGUGGUGCAGACAGCACUUUCAGAGACUCAGGACCCAGAAGAGGUGUCGGUCACAGUGAAGGCCUUCAUGACUGCAGAUUUACCAAAUGAGCUCAUUGAGUUGCUGGAGAAGAUUGUGUUAGAUAACUCUGUCUUCAGUGAACACAGAAAUCUACAGAAUCUGUUGAUUCUAACGGCGAUCAAAGCUGACCGCACCCGUGUGAUGGAGUACAUCAACAGACUUGACAACUACGAUGCUCCAGAUAUUGCAAACAUCGCUAUCAGCAAUGAGCUAUUUGAAGAGGCCUUUGCCAUCUUUAAAAAGUUUGACGUCAACACAUCUGCAGUGCAGGUGCUGAUUGAACACAUUAGCAACUUGGACCGAGCAUAUGAGUUUGCAGAGCGCUGCAAUGAACCCGCUGUGUGGAGCCAACUUGCCAAGGCUCAACUGCAAAAGGGACUUGUCAAAGAGGCCAUAGACUCUUACAUUAAAGCCGACGACCCCUCUGCAUACAUGGAGGUGGUGCAGGCUGCUGAUAAGAGUGGUAACUGGGAGGACUUGGUCAAAUUCCUCCAAAUGGCCCGUAAGAAGGCCCGUGAGUCCUACGUGGAGACGGAGCUGAUCUUUGCUUUGGCAAAGACUAAUCGUCUGGCUGAACUGGAAGAGUUCAUCAACGGACCCAACAACGCUCACAUUCAGCAGGUUGGCGACCGCUGCUAUGAUGAGAAAAUGUACGAUGCCGCUAAGCUGUUGUACAACAAUGUCUCUAACUUUGGUCGCCUGGCUUCAACUCUCGUGCACCUGGGAGAAUACCAGGCUGCCGUGGAUGGUGCCCGCAAGGCCAACAGCACGCGUACAUGGAAGGAAGUCUGCUUCGCCUGUGUAGAUGGACAGGAAUUCCGACUGGCUCAGAUGUGCGGCCUCCACAUUGUGGUGCACGCUGAUGAGCUGGAAGAGCUCAUCAAUUACUACCAAGACCGCGGAUAUUUUGAGGAGCUGAUCAUGAUGUUGGAGGCUGCUCUGGGCCUGGAGCGUGCUCACAUGGGCAUGUUCACAGAGCUUGCCAUACUUUACUCCAAGUUCAAACCCCAGAAGAUGCGAGAACACCUGGAACUGUUCUGGUCCAGGGUCAACAUCCCCAAAGUCUUGAGAGCAGCGGAACAAGCGCACCUGUGGGCCGAGCUGGUUUUUCUGUACGACAAGUACGAGGAGUUUGACAACGCCAUUAUCACCAUGAUGAAUCACCCAACAGACGCCUGGAAGGAAGGACAGUUCAAGGACAUCAUAACUAAGGUGGCCAAUGUUGAGCUGUACUACAAAGCCAUCCAAUUCUAUUUGGAGUUCAAACCCUUGUUACUGAACGAUCUUCUUAUAGUGCUGUCUCCACGACUGGACCACUCUCGUGCGGUCAACUUUUUUAGCAAGGUGAAACAGCUGCCACUGGUGAAGCCCUACCUGCGUUCAGUGCAGAACCACAACAACAAGUCUGUCAAUGAAGCACUUAACAACCUCUUCAUCACAGAAGAGGACUAUCAGGCUCUGAGGACAUCCAUAGAUGCCUAUGACAACUUCGACAACAUCUCACUGGCACAGCGUUUGGAGAAGCAUGAGCUGAUUGAGUUCAGAAGAAUUGCUGCAUAUCUCUUUAAGGGCAACAACCGCUGGAAACAGAGUGUGGAACUUUGUAAGAAGGACAAGCUCUACAAGGAUGCCAUGCAGUACGCAUCAGAGUCUAAGGACACAGAGCUGGCUGAGGAGCUGCUGUCGUGGUUCCUGCAGGAGAACAAGAAGGAGUGUUUUGCUGCCUGCUUGUUCUCCUGCUAUGACCUGUUGCGGCCCGACGUGGUGCUGGAGACUUCGUGGAGACACAACAUCAUGGACUUUUCCAUGCCGUACUUCAUCCAGGUUAUGAGAGAAUACCUCAGUAAGGUGGACAAGCUUGAAACCUCUGAGUCGCUAAGGAAAGAAGAGGAGCAAGCAACAGAGACACAACCUAUUGUCUACGGCACGCCCCAGCUGAUGCUGACAGCAGGCCCCAGUGUACCCGUACCGCCUCAACAAGCGUAUGGAUAUGGCUACCAGGCACCUGCAGCUUACGGUCAGCCCGCCGCUGCGCCAGGCUUUGGUUACGGCAUGUAAAGAAUCUCUUAGCUUUCCUCCACAGGCAGGCUGGAGCUAGCAUCCAUCCACAGUGCUUCACCAUACCCUUGUCUGUCUCUGCCCCUACAUGAGCACAAACUAGGGAUCAUAUGAAAACCUUCCUUUUUGUUUCUACUUUUCUCCCUUAAAGCUUUCAUGAA